AUUAUGAAGCUAUUUUCUGUUUAAUAUCAACAUACAGUUAGUAUAGUGUUUCUAGAAGUAGUUAUCUCAGCUAAAUCUGAAGCUAAAGGUCAUCAUAUCAUGAUUUGAUAAUUCAAUUCCAAUCAUACCUAUCGUGAAAUCCGUGCAAAUUACAGCAAAAAACAACUAACUAGCCACUUCUUAUAUCUAUAUAUAACGUAUUUUUGACGAAAAUAAAUUCUCGGAUGGUGCGAGAUUUUUUUCUCUCUCUCCCGAUCGUUUAUAAAGAAGUGGCAACAGUUUGUGAACUGUGGUCAUACGGUCCGGGUGCAGGAACAUUUCACACAGCAACAAGACGCUCUACUUAUUAAGGCAAAAAUGAGGAUCUGUGACGAAAAAGUCGUUCUGCUACUGGUUGUUUUCAUGCACACUGUCACCGGAUAUACGUUUAACCUGUGUGAAUACUUUAUCAACGGUGGAUGGUGCAGUAACGAAUGCAGAUAUGAGGCUCACCAUGCCUGGGGUAUACCAUUAUGUAUGCACAGCGGUGCCAGUGGGCCUAAAUGCUGUAUCCCAGUAAACCAUAGACUUAUCGAAACCAGGGAUCCGACAACUACAGUACAACCGACAACCAUUGCAACCACAUUGCCACGAUUAGAACAGGAAGUAUCGUGUGGUCGCGCGAGAUCUCUUUCACGUGUUCGGCGUGUAAUUGGUGGAAAUCACGCGCCAUCUGGUACCUGGCCAUGGCAGCUCCUUAAAAUUUUAACUGGGUCUUUUAUCUACAAAAUUUAUGAUGUCUGUUUUUAUGUAUAUUUUUUUUCAAGGGACGACGAUUUAAACCUGUUGAGGGUGUACGUUGGGGAUCAAACAUUAUCGUACGGACGUCAUGGAAGAGAAAACUCCAAAACUAUCCGUAGAAUAAUACGCCAUGAAAACUUUGAACAGAACGUGGAGUUUCCGGUAACAAAUCCACAAACCGGAGAAGCAAGUGUAAUUAGACGCCAUUUGCACGACAUUGCUUUGAUACAACUGAACGACAGCCUUGUUUAUUCCGACAAUCUCCGCGCUGUGUGCCUUCCGGAAAUCACCGAAGCAGACGACACUGUUUUUGAUGAUUGUUGGGUUGCUGGAUGGGGACAAAAUCAUGAAAAUACCUUAGGGUCGACAGACACACUGUAUGAAGUCCAAGGACAAUCGUUAAACAACCAGCAGUGUGGCCUCCAGUGGGGAGCAAACUUUGAAGACGAUGUCGUCUGCUUCAGCAGUCAGGGACGUGGACCUUGCCAGGGAGAUUCAGGCGGUGGUAUGGUGUGUCGGGGGAGUGACGGCAGAUACCGAAUUAAUGGUAUCAUAUCAUGGGGUAGAGAAGACUGUAUUCAUGACGACCAUCCGAGUGUUUUAACAAAAGUUUCAUCAUAUCGGGAGUGGAUUAAUAUACAUGUACAAUAAAAAUACCGGUUAUGUUGUUGUUGAAGUGCACGAGGAAGGAGACAGUACGUGUUGGUCGAUUCAAUUGUACGAAAAGAAACAAUAGAACAGAACUAGAUCUUUAUAAUAUCUUUAAACUUUGUACAAGAAUGACCUGCGCUUCAAGCGUGAUCUUGAUCAUAAAAAGAUUCUUCUUCUCCAAACUGCUUUGUUAAAAAAAUUCACACGUUAACAAAUUUUACAUCUGUACAUUUUUCAAUGUAGAUUUCAUCCAAAAUUUAUUUGAUAAAGUCUUACAAUAACUCCGCUGACUUCAAACUGGAUGCUUACAAUAUUUAUUUGUAGACUUUUACAUACUUUUCGGAGAAAAGGCCUUUACUUCCGUUACAUAUUAUUUUUACCGGAAGCUUCCGUUGCUCUGGAUCUCGGCUGUUAUUCAUAUUCCGAAGUUUGACGGAAAGGGCCGAGAUCCGGAUCCGUCAACAUACAAUAAGUUUGACUUUCGGAACAUUUUUCAAAUUUAUUCGCUGGAACUCACUUGUUUAUUUGACCCUCUUUUCAAGCUCGUUACUGUAUGUUAUAAAAGCUAACACUGUUAAACAUUGAAGCAGUAAAACAAUUGUGUAAACGAACGUUUCAUAAAAAUAUAAUCAGAAUCGUUUUAGUUUGUUAAUUAACAAAGUAACAAAUCAUAUCACAGCAAAUUCGACGACCCUCUUUCGGCGGAGGGAAAUAAUUAAAAGGAUUGUUUUAAAUGUGUUAAUCAGAAAGGAUCUUAUUAUCUUACUCUUCAAUUAUUAUCUUAGUUAAAGGUUUUGUAAAUUUAGAAAAUGCCUUUGUCAGCAUCGGUUCUAUAAAAAAAAACAUCACUGUUAAACUGACCCAAAAUAAAUCUUAUUGUACAAAUAUUAUAGUCAUGUAUCUAUGUAUACAUGCAUGUUUUCAGUAUUUUUUAUCUGUAAAGUUACACUAAAUAAACAUCUGAAUUCUGA
Ruditapes philippinarum (Manila clam) is the source of this 2402-nucleotide messenger RNA. Its product is annotated as tryptase-like. Lineage: Eukaryota; Metazoa; Mollusca; Bivalvia; Venerida; Veneridae. The record is from RefSeq and is a predicted model, not a curated record. Bases 358 to 1431 code for a protein of 357 amino acids. Gene Ontology annotation, biological process: proteolysis. Gene Ontology annotation, molecular function: serine-type endopeptidase activity. The transcript has 7 exons.